Molecule: messenger RNA, 1500 nt
Organism: Miscanthus lutarioriparius
Lineage: Eukaryota; Viridiplantae; Streptophyta; Magnoliopsida; Poales; Poaceae
Source: the annotation of a GenBank genome assembly
AUGGGUCAGGCGCUCCCCCUGACCCGGGCCAUGAGCCACUACACCAUGCAUGCAGCCAUCAACUACGCCGCGCUGCCACCCACGUCGCCGCUGCAGCUCCCCCUCCCGUACCUCCCGCCGCCGCCUCCGCCGCCGUUAUCGCUACCGCCGCUGUUGACGCCGCCGACACCGGUGGCGACGGCGUCCUCUGACGCGGGCUUCCAGAGCAGGAUCAGCCCCAGCGUCCUUCUCAUCAUCCUGAUCUUGGCCAUCAUUUUCUUCGUCUCCGGCCUGCUGCACCUCCUCGUCCGGUUCCUGCUCCGCCCGGCGACGCGGGAUCCCGGCGACGCGUACGGGGGCGACGCGAACGCCACCGCCUUCCAGGGACAGCUCCAGCAGCUGUUUAACCUCCACGACGCCGGUGUCGACCAGUCCUUCAUCGAUGCGCUGCCGGUGUUCCUCUACGGCGCCGUGGUCGGCGCCGGAGGGAAAGACCCCUUCGACUGCGCGGUCUGCCUCUGCGAGUUCGCGGACGACGACCGCCUCCGCCUCCUCCCCAAGUGCAGCCACGCGUUCCACGUCGACUGCAUCGACACGUGGCUGCUGUCGCACUCCACCUGCCCGCUCUGCCGCCGCAGCCUCCUCGCCGACUUCUCCCCCUGCGGCGGCGGCUGCAGCCCGCUGGUGUUCGUCCUCGAGUCCGGCUCCGAGGGCUCGGUCUCCGAUCGCCUCGACGCGGCGUCCUCCGCGCGCCUCAGCUUUGUCAUGGAGCAGGACCAGGCGGGGCAGGACCGGAAACACGCCGCCGCAGAGGCUGCAGAGAAGAAGGACGAGGUGGUCGUUCCUGUGAAGCUCGGCAAGUUCAGAAGCCAGGCCACCGAAGGAGCCGGCGGCAGCGUCAACCCUGGAAGCCAGGACGUGAGGCGGUGCUUCUCCAUGGGGACCUACGAGUACGUCAUGGACGAGAGCUCCCUGCUCCGCGUCGCCGUGACGCCGCCGGAGAAAAAGCGCCCCGCGACUCGCAUGCCGGGGCACCGUUUUGCCAUGUCGGAGUGCGACUGCCACUCUAAGCGGGAAGGCUUCCGCGGGUUCGAUGCGCCGCCCAAGCAGCAGCAGCCGUCGAAAGCGGCGGUGGACAAGAGGGAGAGCUUCUCCAUCUCCAAGAUAUGGAUGCGCAGCGGGCAGAAGAGGAAGGACGUGUCCUCCGGCGCAAUCGCUGCGCCGUCGUGCUCGACCUCGCGCCGCGCGUCCUCGUUCCGGCUCCCCUCGGCGCUCCAGCGCACGGCGAGCGACGUCGGGGUGACAGCGGCGGCGGUCGUCCCGAAGCGCCGGGCGGACGUGGUGAGCCCCGUGACGGAGUCCGAGUACAACGUGUCGACCUGGGACAAGAGCGCGAGCGGCAGCGUCGUGGAUUGGGACGUCGAGUCCGCGGGCGGCAGCGGGCACGGCCUCAGCUCCAGAGCCGACGAGGCGCCGUCGUUCGCCCGGCGGACGCUGCUCUGGAUCAGAGGCCACCUGUGA